GGUUUUGAGAAAUGCCAUAGCGCCUUACGAAAAUUACAUCAAAUUUCGUAGUGUUGACUGUUGUUAUUAUUGUUGAUUUUGAUAGGCGUAUUUGACAAUUCAAAAAAUUCAAUAAACUAUUAUUAUGGCUCCCAAACGUAAAAAAACGACUAACGCACUUCGGUCGAAGAAAAAGAAAGGUGUAUCCCAAUCAAGAACAAAGAAAGAUAACGCUGAGGGUCUUCUCAAAUUUGAGUAUAAGUGUGCUGUUUGUGAUUCUUCUUUUGACGAGGAAUCUAAACUGGAUAAACAUUUAGUGAACUGUAAUGAAGCUAAUUCUGUAAUGUCGGCAAUGGAUGCCCGGGCACAUAUAAAGUGCAAUGAGUGUACUAAAGUAUUUAAGUUCAAGAACAAUUUUCUUAUGCACGUACAAAAUGAACAUUCCAAAUUACCAGGAAGCGUAGCUUGUCAUCUGUGUCCUGUAAGGUGUCCAAACAAGUCUACAUUACGUAAGCAUAUACAAAUGACUCACAACAGAGAAGAGUAUGCUUGCACAUACUGCAAAAAGACAUUUGUGAGGCGAGCUCAUGUUAUGAGGCAUUUGUUACAAAGUGGAUGUAAUGGAGCUGAAGUAGCUUCCUUUCCUUGUGAAAUAUGCGGUGCUAAUUUCUCUCGAAAAGACAAUUUGAUUGUACAUCUUCGCAUUCAGCAUAUUUUAAAGAAAGGAUAUUCAUGUAAAUAUUGCUCUUACACAUCUAAAAACUUUUCAAAACUCGUUAAACAUUGGCAGGAAAACCAUUUGGAGCCACUUAAGUUUGAAUGCGACAUUUGUGGAAAAACAACUUCUUCUCGCACUUCAAUAGCCAAACAUUUGGAAAUACAUGGAGACAAAAAGCAUGCGUGUGAUGUGUGUGGUUAUAGUACAUUUACGGCUGAAGUGCUGAAGCGGCAUAUGUUCACCCACUUGAAGGACAAACCACAUAAGUGCGACAUCUGUGGGAAUUCCUACAUUCAACGGCUUCAGCUGGAUCGUCACAUGCAAAAGCAUAUUGGGAACAUAUGCAAGCAGUGCGGUGAAGCUUUCCCUUCUAAAGUCAGAUUAAUGGUCCACCAACGAGUUCAUUUGGGUCUGGAGCGUUUGGUGUGCCCAGUUAAAGAAUGCAAUUUUUCGAAUAGAGAAUUCGAUAGUGAGGCUAGUUUACGAACUCACGUGAAGAGUCAUUUAGGUAGCAAGGAUUACAAGUGCGAGGUUUGCAACAAAACUUUCUUCUCGGAGGUCAACAUGAAGCGGCACGUGGCGACGCAUCGGUUGGAUCGUCCGCGCCGCUGCAUGUACUGCGUGUCCGCGCGCGCGUACGUCCGCGGCGAGCAGCUGCUGCGGCACGUGCGCCAUCAACACUCGGACCUGUUCCGGCAGCAUCUGGCGCAUGUGCGGAACGUACUGGGCAAAAAUAUUAACGUGGACAGAGUAAGAAAAUCUGAAUUGGAUUCUAUCUUAAACGUACUGGACGCGGAGUCGGACCGCAUUCUAGCGUACAGCAGCUCGGACACGUUGUAUGGUGGAGUGGAAAAAGUCGAAGGCAACAUCAUUCCAGUAAAAGAGGUAGAAGACAAUCCAUUGAUGUCUGAAAAAGAGCUGGAAGAAAACCUAAAGUUAUUAUUAAAACGCUUGGUCGACGAUGACGUUCUCGAGAUCUUUGGAUGGCCCAACGAAUCUGUUGACACUGUGUUGGAAAAAGUGAUAGAGCAUUGCGGUGCCCGCAGUGCAGACAAGAGUCGCUGGACUCGCGUGCAGUGUUUGCGCGAGAACACGAAGCACCUGUUCCUGUACGCGGUCGAGGACAAGAACAUAGCGCGUAUGCUCGAAACUCACACCAUUGACCAGAUCGUCAAACAUAUACUCGUACAGGUUGACGAUGAACAGCCCGCUGAGUGUUGAUGUUCACGUUCACGGUAAAUGAGGAAACGAGACAACAUGAACGUGUCAGUGAGAUAGAGAGGGACAGAGGAUGGCGUAUUGUGUAACAAACUAUUUUUUAUUAACUACUCUCAGACAAUUUUGAUUAUUUUAAAAGUCCUUAGAACACCUCUGCUACAGUUACUCGCCUAUUUAACAAUUUCCCUUUUAAAACGAGUAUAAUUACAAGAAAAAAUGGAAAAUUUUAUGAGUAAGGUAAUGUUUGAUUUUUCUUUAAAUAAAUUUUAAACUUCACGUUUUUAUAAAGACGUUGUAGUUUUCCUAUUUUCAAUUACAACAUAUUUGAAGGUCAUUUGUUUUUGUACAAAAUCAAAUUGAAAGUCUGCGAUUUUUUUGUUUAGACGCCCUUUUUACUCAUGCUAUUAAAAUCACAUCCAAGAACAUUAUUUGAUCACCCACCUACAUUUUGUAUGUGGCGAACGGCGGGUAAUAUAACAAAUAAAGCCGGGACCUUUAGAUGAAACAUGCCUUCAGAAACAUGGAAAAUUCCAAUAAUAACCCAUUUGAGUCCGAACUUUUCGAAAGUGAAUUAACUAUAACGAAUUCUCUAAGAACUGCGCCAUUGUCUUUAAUAAUAUUAUAAUUGUCGCUAUAAGUUAGCGACAUUAUAUUGGAAGAUCACAAAUCAUGAGAAAAAACAUUCAAAUUCAAUAAAUACCAUGUGCAAUAGUACCAUAGAAAUAAGUUCAAAUGACAUACCAAUGUAGUAACUUAUUUUUUAAAGGUCCUAAAUUAUUUUACUCAAAGGAAAAAUUUCCUGCCUAUAUCUUAUAUAAUCUGGGACUAAAAUAAACAUUUUUUAUUUAGAUUUACCAAAUUAUAUUUCCUCUAUUUCUUAUCGCCCCCAAUUUUCCAUUGGUUACACAUAAAAGUAGAACUAAAUAACUUUGUAAUUUUUAUGGUUUCAUUUUUUGAUUAAAAAAACCAAACAGUCAUGCAUAGGUGCAAGCGACAUUCAACUC
This is a messenger RNA of Diatraea saccharalis (sugarcane borer), 2919 nucleotides long. The record is from the annotation of a GenBank genome assembly. NCBI's taxonomy places the organism in Eukaryota, Metazoa, Arthropoda, Insecta, Lepidoptera, Crambidae.